AUGCUGAAGCUCCUCACUUUGAACGCUUACGGUGCCCAUCACGUGAUCCCGGCUAUUCGGGUCGGGUCAAACCCGGUUAAAAGUCCACUGUUUAAGGCAUUGACUCAGCUAACCGGGUGGAACCGGAGUUCCCACGAAUUGGGUCGUCGUGCUUUCUGCUCCGAUUCCAAGGCAUGAGUCGGUUUCCGAAGGUUCGACACGCCAUCGCCAUCACCGAUUGUCUCAACUAUCCCUAAACUUGAAGACUGUCUAACGGUUAUAGCAUUGCCGUUGCCAAACAAGCCUCUUUUUCCUGGGUUUUACAUGCCAAUCUAUGUAAAGGAUCCUAAAUUACUUGCAGCUCUACAAGAGAGCAGAAAACGACAAACUCCAUAUGCAGGGGCUUUCCUUUUGAAGGAUGACGCAUCCACUGAUUCAUCUGAUACCUCUGAUUCUGAAACAGAGGAUAUUGUAGGGAAGUUGAAAGGCAAAGAGUUGCUUAACCGGAUUCACGAAGUUGGCACACUUGCUCAGAUUUCAAGUAUCCAAGGUGAGCAAGUCAUCCUUAUUGGUCGCAGACGACUUCGUAUAACAGAGAUGGUGAGUAAAGAUCCUCUAUCGGUCAAAGUUGACCAUCUAAAGGAUGAGCCAUAUGACAAGGACGAUGAUGUCAUUAAGGCAACAUACUUUGAAGUUAUGUCGACGCUUAGGGAUGUCUUGAAGACAACCACUUUGUGGAGAGAUCAAGUUCAGAAAUAUACCCAGCAUAUAGGUGACUUCAAUUAUCAACAUUUAGCCGACUUUGGAGCCGGGAUCUCUGGCGCUAACAAACAUCAAAAUCAGGGAGUUCUUGAAGAACUAGAUGUUCAUAAACGUCUGGAGUUGACUCUCGAAUUGUUGAAAAAAGAAGUGGAAAUUAACAAGAUUCAGGCAUCCAUAGCAAAAAUUGCUGAAGAAAAAUUUAGUGGCGCGCAAAGACGUUACUUGCUAGAGGAGCAGCUCAAGGCUAUAAAAAAGAAGCUUGGGGUUCAGACAGACCAGAAAUCUGAAUUUUCUGGAAAGUAUAGGGAAAAGAUUGACUCAAUCAAAGACAAAAUUCCAGGAAAUGUAUUAAAAGUCAUAGAAGAAGAGAUUACAAGACUGGAGUUUUUGGAAACCAGAUCAGGUGAAUUCGAUGUGACUUGUGACCAUCUUGAUUGGUUGACCGUGUUGCCUUGGGGAAAUUUCAGUGAUGAGAAUCCUGAUAUCUUACGGGCAGGGAAAAUUCUUGACGAGGACCAUCACGGAUUAUCUGAUGUAAAAGAAAGAAUACUGGAGUUUAUUGCUGUGAGAAAACUUAGAGGCACUUCAAAAGGGAAGAUCAUUUGUCUCUCGGGCCCUCCUGGAGUAGGAAAAACUAGCAUUGGGCGUUCUAUUGCACGUGCUCUUGACCGCAAGUUUUUCAGGUUCUCUGUUGGAGGACUAUCUGAUGUUGCCGAGAUUAAGGGGUAUCGUCGAACAUAUAUUGGUGCCACGCCUGGAAAGUUGGUGCAAUGUCUAAAGACUGUGGGGACAGAAAAUCCUCUUGUUCUGAUCGAUGAGAUUGAUAAGCUUGGAGGAAAGGGCCACAAAGGCGACCCAGCCAGUGCGUUGUUGGAGGUUCUGGAUCCAGAGCAGAAUGCAAAUUUUCUAGACCACUAUCUUGAUGUUACUAUUGACUUAUCCAAGGUAUUAUUUGUAUGCACAGCAAAUGUAACAAAUACGAUUCCGGGUCCUCUGCUAGACAGAAUGGAGGUGAUUACUCUCUCAGGGUAUAUUACUGACGAGAAAAUGCAUAUUGCUAGAGACCAUUUGUUGAAAACCACUUCUAGAGAUAUUGCUUUGAAACUAGUACGCGAAGGAGCAUCCGCAGAAGCACCUGCAGUUUCGGCUGAUGUUGCUGACGCUGAAGAUACUAAAACUUUGGCCAACACUGAGACCUCUGAAGAAGGAUCCACUGUGUUGAUAGAUGAGUCAGCAAAUGGGGACUCAACAGAAUCAACUGAAACUGUUGAAAAGGUUGUGGUUGAUGAAUCAGACCUUGCAGAUUAUGUUGGAAAACCGGUAUUCCACGCAGACAGGAUCUAUGAACAGACACCAGUCGGGGUUGUAAUGGGUCUAGCUUGGACGUCUAUGGGUGGCUCAACGUUGUACAUAGAGACAACCUUUGUAGAAGAAGUAAAACGCAAAGGCGGUCUUCAUGUAACGGGCCGGCUCGGGGAUGUGAUGAAAGAAAGUGCACAGAUAGCUCACACGGUCGCGAGAAGAAUCAUGCAAGAGAAAAAACCCAAGAACAUGUUCUUUGCGAAUUCCAAGCUUCAUCUUCAUGUUCCUGAAGGAUCCACACCAAAAGACGGUCCAAGCGCAGGCUGCACCAUGAUCACUUCGUUGCUAUCACUUGCCAUGAAGAAGCCUGUAAGGAAGGAUCUUGCAAUGACCGGAGAAGUCACCUUAACCGGUAGAAUUCUUCUAAUUGGCGGCGUUAAGGAGAAGACUAUAGCUGCGAGACGGAGUCAAGUGAAGAUGAUUAUAUUCCCGGAGGGUAACCGUAAAGAUUUUGAUGAGCUCCCGGAGAACGUGAAAGAAGGGCUCGAUGUUCAUUUCGUCGAUGAAUAUGAGCAGAUUUUCGAGCUAGCCUUUGGCUAUGACCAUUAG
This is a messenger RNA of Eutrema salsugineum, 2652 nucleotides long. RefSeq names its product lon protease homolog 4, chloroplastic/mitochondrial. The record is from RefSeq and is a predicted model, not a curated record. Gene Ontology annotation, molecular function: single-stranded DNA binding; ATP hydrolysis activity; ATP-dependent peptidase activity. Gene Ontology annotation, cellular component: mitochondrial matrix. Lineage: Eukaryota; Viridiplantae; Streptophyta; Magnoliopsida; Brassicales; Brassicaceae. Gene Ontology annotation, biological process: chaperone-mediated protein complex assembly; mitochondrion organization; protein catabolic process.